GGAGUCUCCAGCCACCCUUCUGCUGCCAUCUCCCUCGUUCACCUUUUUCAAUCCUUCACUUCACCCUCAGCCUACGCUAGCGCCGAGACCCUGCCGUCUGAGUACAGUUCGUGGGUUGUAGUCAGGGGUUGUGGAUGCUCUAGGUUCCCUACUUGACACGCCGUCUCCCUCGUUCAUCCUUUCGCUUCGAUCGGAGUAGUGUGCGAUGUCUAGAGACAGCAGACGCUUUCCUGAUUCAUCACAGAGAUAUCUGUCGUCAAGCGCAAGCCUCCUUGGAGCGCGCAGACGCUAAACAUGUCAAAUAACCCUAUUCCUCCACCUCUCCCGUACUGGGGUCCUCUGAACUAUACACAGCAAUGGGGAUCACAUCCUCCACCAUCGGGCACAGCGCCCCAUAACAUGCAAUAUAAUCCAAACACUACCUCUGCGCCUCAAGCCCCGCAAAACCUCGAGAGUUUCUACGCGAAUGCCAACCUUCCAGGCUUUGGGGUGCCGGGUGUGAAUGGCUCUUUGCCGCCACCGUUCCCCUUCCCUGGCGCCUUCCCUCCCGCACCGGGUCCUCCUCAUUUCCCAGCCUUGCCCAACAUGAGCUAUCCUCUGAUGCCGCUGCCUCCUGGCCCUCCCAAUAUUCCACCCGCCGGGCCGUCGACAAACGACUUUAUUCAUUCCGCACAAAUGAAUCCCGCAAACUCACACCCCAUGGCCACCUUAAGCAUGGAACAAGAGUUGGAUCGGGAGGAGGGCGAGUUGACGGACGUUGAAGCCCCUUCGGCGGGCAAGCAGCAGCCUUUUUCUCGCUCCACAAAGCGCCAUAAUCUUGGUGAUAGUGCUGGCGGUCGGAAAUCUCACGAUGUGCGGAAGGCAAGAAACUCCAAUAAGCUGUCGGGACAAGCCCAAUUCAAGACUCCAAAAGGGCUCGGCGCCAAAACCCCUCCCAAACCUGCCCUUGCGGGUCGGCGCCAUCGCGACUCUUCAUCCUCAGAUCUCGAAGAAGGCGAGGCGUCACCGGAACCUCCGCAUUCGAGUAGAGACAGCGGCUCUCCAUACAACCCUCCUAUGCCGCUGGACCCAGGGUCUCCUUUCGCGUCGAAGUCACUACGCGAAUCCUCCAGACCGCUUAGUCCAAACGUUGAUGCCAUGGAUAUCUGCCUUCCGAACUCCACUGGAACACAGGCAUCUCCCGGCUCUGGAAAGUCGCAGGUGCCACUCCGAGUUCAAGCUCAAGGCGCCCUACUCAGUUUAGCACCACAUAAUAUUCGUUACAACGAACUAAUCAGCGAGGGCAUCGAUCCGGUCAUACUGAGGCAAUUGUAUGAAGAUAUCGGCAUCAAAGUUCCCACCACUCCCUCGACGGAUCUCAGUUCCGUAACUUCAUCUCACGAAAAUGAGAUCUCUUCGACUGGUCCAGUAGCGGAGGACAGGCAAGCGAAGCAACUUCCCCAGCAGCUCGGGCCACAGACAAAUGGCGCGCAGGUGCCCUCAACCCUCGCUGGCCCGACUUCCGCGCAAACUCAACCUGUUCAAGCCAAUACCGCCAAGCCCAUGGAAAGAAAGGAGGUAAUUGCGCGAAUGCUCGCCGCAAAAAAGGCCGCCAAAAAUUCACCAACCUCCGCACCACCCCAGGGCGACCCUGCCUCAACUCCACCAAGUUUACCCACUACGGCUGAAGCGUCCACAGUCUCGACUCCCUUGCAGGAAUUGUCGUCAAAGGACCGAGAAUUGCGUGUCAAGGAAAAGAACAAGGCGCAAACCGAAUUAGCAAGGCAGCGUAUUGAGCAGUUGAAAAAACAAGGGCUGAUGAGAAGCCAGCAAAAAACACAGUCAGACAAUCAGGGGCCGGAAAAGGAACAGGGGGACUUUAUGCAAGAACCAUCCCAUCCCACCAGCUCCACCAUUGUCAAGCAUCCUCUGCCUGAACGGCCUCCUGUCCCAGAUACCGCAUCUUCCGAUCGCAUACCGGGUUUAUUCAUGACUGAGCAAGCCCUCGAGGUAACUAACGGCUCUGACACAACUCCCAUGCAAGAUGACAUGCUCGAUUCCGUGACCCAGUCUCGCGCUAGUCAACGUAAACGUCCUCGAGCGUCGGACUUUGAUGAACCCAUUCCUUUGCCCAAAAGAGCAUACAGUAACGGUGCGACAUACACACCGCCAGAGAGACUUGUUAUUGAUAUUAGUGACGACGAAUUCUACGGCGAUGAUGAAGAUGUGGUAAUGCACAGCGAAACGUUGCCUGGGGAUUCUGUCAAAAUUGCUAUUGCUCCAACUGCAGACAGCUCAUACCCGCCCCCAAUCGAUAACCUUCCACACCGGCCAGCAACGUCUCAGAGUCAUAGUAUCUCAACCUCCUCCACUCCUUUGAAUUCUAGGAACCAUGAACAGGAAGACUUGAGAAAGAAGGAUCUUGAGAUUCAAGCGAUGCAUCGACGAAUCGCCGAACUUGAACAGCGAAAGAAGGCAAGAUUGGCAAGUCGCACCCAGUCCCCGCGAAAUUCGGACGUUUCACCUCCCGAACCCGUUAGCAUGCCUGUAGCAGCGCUGCCUGACUCCAAUAACGACAACGUGGAGAGUUUCUUGGCGCCGUUGGAUGUUGAAAAUCUGAGAAGAAUGAAGGCCAACAUCCUGCGGGUCCAGGAGAUAGAAGCUGGCGUUCCUUCGUUGGACGCGGAGAUACAGAAAUCGGAAGCAAGGCUUAAGGUCUUCAAAAGAGAAGAAGAAAAGCUCCUGUCAGAGCUUGAAAGGGGCAAAGAAGGUCGGCGACAGCUGUUAGAAGAGCUGAGCAAUCUGAAGUCGGAGCUGAAUGGAUUGUCGCUUGACCAAGUGAACACCGCACUCAGCAGGCUGGAAACGCAGGAAGAAGUGCCCGUUGGAGUCGUUCAAGGUAUGCUUCGAAGAUUGUCGAUCCCAGGACCACAGCACCCGAAUAUAGCAACUUACGAGUCUCACGCUAUAGCUCCAGGCUAUGGUGAGAAGGAAUCUUCAGAUGAAAAUGCUGUUGCCAGCUCAGAAGUAACUGGGGUCGAUAUGCAAGUUCAAGAAGAUACCGCCUCUUCCCAGAACGCCGAACCAACGACCCAAGAACCAGAGCUUGCUGAACCUUCACUGAAUGUGACUGAAAAUCUUGGAGAUACCGCCCUGGCAGAUGCACCUGAAGAUCAACAGUCAGAUACUUCCAUGUCUGAAGACUCGAGCUCAGCAAUGGACGAGUCUUCGGAUGAUUCAAGCAGCAGCCCGGGCUCGGUGAACGAAGAGAUGCCCGAUGCACAUGAUCCUGUCAUCGACCCAGUGCCCGCACUGCAAGAAAAUAGCACAACCCCCCCAGAAAUCCCGCAAAAUGUGGAUGUGGAGGAUCAACCCUCACACGAACUCCCACCUACUAAUAUCCCACACACAUCUGAUAUAGUGACCGACUCCGGUGAAAGACCAGCGGCAGAGACCGUGGACCACCGUGCUUCUCGCGAAUCUUCUGUUUCGGAGGCCUACGAGCCCCCAGAACCAGAAGAAUCCACCAGUUCAACUGGCUCGGAUUCGAGUUACUCCCCAGCUCCUAGUCCCCAUCCCCUCGACCCUACCAUGAAUAUGGACAUUUCUGGACCCUCGGAAGAUCCACCUCAAGAAGCUGGUGAGCCGCUAACUGGAAAAGUCCAGGAACUGGAUGUUCAGCAACCAAGCCAGUAUUCUCAGAUUGGCAUUUUGGAUAACAUACGAUCACCUGAAGACACAAAACAUGGGUUUUCACCUUAUGUCAGUCUACUGAGGCUGUUUAAGUCGUACCGCUUCCAUCCAAAUUACAGUGACAAUGUGUCCGACGGCUACCGCUCCCUAACUUAUAGCCAUAACAUUGACCCACUGAAAUGUCUUUGUCCAUUCGAGUCUUCCGGAGGGGUCUGCAACGACCGCUCCUGUGAGUUCCAACAUUUCCGGGACAUGACUCUCAGCGAUGAUAAGAUUCUCGUCCAAAUGGGUUCCCUUAGGGAGGGGAAAACACCUGAAGAAUGCGACAAAUACAUCGCCGGUCUAAAGGAGACCAUCAACGACAUGCGGCGCGACAAGGUGAAGGAGUUCAAUACCGUCGCCGCAGAGAUUGCUGCAUAUCGUAGACGCUUUCUUCAAGAUCCCACGCGGAUCUUAGCACUGUAACAACAACAGUUUCUUUGGUGCAACAUCCGACUUUUCAAGUGAGAAAGGCUUCAAGAUCCUAUCAAGGUGAGCUGCAGCUCCAGCAUCGGUACCAACAGAGAAUCAUCUCUAUCUGAGUUUGGUAUAUCCGUGAAGCUGGUUCCCGCAACGAAUCCUCGGCUCGAUGAGCUCCUCAUCUACUCAUAAAUAUACCCAACUUUCUUCGCUCCUAAGGAGCCCCGACCCUCUUUUCUUCGUUUCCCAUGUCCCUUUUCGUCGAUCACUUUUUGCUGUUUCGCAUGCAACGAGCAAGCGUGGAGUUGGGGGAAAGAUCCAGGUUUAUUUCUUUGCCCUAAGAGGGACGUAGGCGAUUCACCCGCCUUGGAAACAGGACAGGCAAGAGAGCAAGCGCUCAGCAGAGCAGAACAAGAGAAGAAGAAAAGCACAUGGACAUUUCGCAAGGUCUUUCCAAGGCUGGGUUGAGCAGCAUUGGCUUGCAGUUUCUCAGCCCGAAUAUACGUGCAUAUCAAAGGAUGGAUUGUACAGCAUCAGGUUCUUGAAUUUCGGAUCCAUGGGAUACAUGAGGAGUACAUAGUCUUAGUGCCUAAUCGCAACAAGCAAUUGUUUAUCCAGAACAAAGCCUCCUUCCACUUGUACUCAUGCUCCCAGACACAAUGACCCAAUUCUCCGGCCCCAGGGUCCCCAAGAAGGCGGUGCCCCAGUCAGCCCCAACCCACCGCGCCGGGGCACGAACAGGGCACUCCGCGUCAUUCCGUCAUGUCUCUCGACCCAGUACCCCCAAAUACUCAUUGCCCGAAGUCUCAGAGUGAGGUAAUGGCCCAUAGUUCGCUCCACGAGCCCGUGAACCCAAGAACACCCGCACAACCCUCUGACUCAAUUCAAUAUCAUUCACAGACAUAUCGUGAUGCAGUACGAAAUCACAGACCCACAGCCCCCAUUUGCCUGGGUCGAGGCCCCGUAGGGCAAAGCAAGGCAGGGAGGGGCCGGAGGGCAGUGCAACAACCUGUGCUGUGCCCGGCCCGCCCUCGGGCCCCGGCGGGGCCGACCUGAGGUCCUUCCUAUUGCGGACCAG
This is a messenger RNA of Aspergillus calidoustus, 5209 nucleotides long. NCBI's taxonomy places the organism in Eukaryota, Fungi, Ascomycota, Eurotiomycetes, Eurotiales, Aspergillaceae. The record is from the annotation of a GenBank genome assembly.